GCCGAGGAGGCAGCAGGUGAAUCAUUAACAGCUUCUAGUUUUUACAGUCUCACCUGUUCACCGUUAAAUAAAGUGAAAGAUACGGUGAGCGGAAAUGUUCGGCUGUAUGUGACCGGUUCCGGUUUCCAAAGGAAAACAAUAACAUUAGCUCCGAGUGGACAAAAAGACGCAGCCACGCCGCCGGACGGGGACUUAGCAGUUCAGUUGCUGUGAGAGGAGGAACCUCGGAGUCGGAGCCAUGUUGUCGGCGGAUGAGAUUCUGUGCAGCACGCAGCAGGUGAUCGCAGGGCUGGAGGCGCUGCGAGGAGAGAACCGCGGUCUGCUGGAGAGCCUGCAGGAGCCGCUGGAGAGCCAGCCGGCGUCAGACAGCGGCAGCGUGGAGCAGGAGAAGAGCGGCAUCGUCCGCCAGUUACUGGAGAGGAUAGAGCUGGGGCUGAGCGAAGCACAGGUGAUGAUGGCGCUGUCGGCUCAUCUGGGUUCGCUGGAGGCGGAGAAACAGAAGCUGCGCGCUCAGGUGCGUCGCCUCUGUCAGGAGAACCAGUGGCUGAGGGACGAGCUGGCCGGUGCUCAGCAGCGGCUGCAGGACAGGGAGCAGGAGGUGGUCACCCUGGAGGAGCAGAACAAACACCUGCAGUUCAUGUCCUCCAUACGCAAAUACGACCAGGAGGAGCCGCAGCAGCUGGAUGACAAAGACACAUCUUCCACCAAGGAGUCUCUGGAUGAUCUCUUUCCUGCUGAGGAUGAGGAGCAGUCACAGAUGUCGCAGCCUCAUCACAGCAGUGCAGCAGCUGCAGCUCAGCAGGGCGGCUACGAGAUUCCCGCCCGCCUACGAACGCUCCACAACCUGGUCAUCCAGUACGCGUCCCAGGGCCGAUACGAGGUCGCCGUGCCACUCUGCAAACAGGCUUUAGAAGACCUGGAGAAGUCCUCAGGCCACACCCACCCGGAUGUAGCCACCAUGCUGAAUAUACUGGCGCUGGUUUACAGAGACCAGAACAAAUACAAAGAGGCAGCCAACCUGCUGAAUGACGCGCUCGCCAUCAGGGAGAAGACGCUCGGGAUGGACCAUCCGGCGGUGGCGGCAACGCUCAACAACCUGGCGGUGCUUUAUGGGAAGAGAGGAAAAUACAAGGAAGCAGAGCCGCUGUGCAAAAGAGCUCUGGAGAUCAGAGAGAAAGUUCUGGGCACAGACCACCCAGAUGUGGCCAAGCAGCUGAACAACCUGGCUCUGCUGUGUCAGAACCAGGGGAAGUACCAGGAGGUGGAGCAGUACUACGAGCGCGCUCUGCACAUCUACCAGAGCAAACUGGGACCAGACGACGCCAACGUGGCCAAAACCAAGAACAACCUGGCGUCCUGUUAUCUGAAGCAGGGGAAAUACAGACAAGCUGAAGCUCUUUAUAAAGAGAUCCUGACCAGAGCGCAUGAAAAGGAGUUUGGAUCUGUAGAAGGCGAUGGGCGGCCCAGCUGGUCCGGCGCCGAGGACGGCGGCUCCGGACAGGACGGGCUCAGUAACCUGAAGCGCAGCGGCUCCUUCACCAAACUCAGAGAGUCGAUACGGCGAAGCAGCGAGAAACUGGUCCGCAAGCUGAGAGGAGUCGGGAUGGAGGAACCAACCCAGAGGAAUGCUGGGAUGAAGAGGGCGAACUCUCUGAAUGUGUUGAAUGUUGGAGCCAGAGAGAGUCAGGAUGGCGCUCAGUUGAGCCGUCUGACUGAUGCUCGAGGCCUGAGCUCCAGCACACAGAGCCUGACGAGACGAGGCUCACUCGGUGGGACCAGCUAACACACACGCGCACACGCACACACACACACACACACACACACACCAGAGUCCCCUCAAGAAUAACUGAGUUGUGAAUCAUCCCUCAUUUGAAAAAGCAGUAAAUUAAUAUUUUGUGAACCCUCGAGGAAACGUCACAGUUAUCGUAAUAAUUUUUGAGACGUUUGUCUCCAAAAAGUGAUGAUUCACGUCUCGACAUAUGGACUUUGCACUAGAAGCUUUCCUUCCUGUUUGCUUGAAACUGAACAUCAUUCCCUCCUGGAUUCACUUUCAGUGUCCUGAUUACGACCAUUAACUUCCAAUAAUACCAGCAUCCACACUGUAAGAAAACAAAUGUUUUGAAAAGACCGUGUUUGCAUUAACCAGACGACGAGCAGGUGAUGUAGGAGGCGUCUCCUAAUGCUGCUGUGUCCUUUUUAGGUAUAUUUCUAUUAACGCUGGAGUUAUUUAUGGUUUUAUGUUUCUAAAGAUGAUGUUACAGAUUAUUAACGUGGGAAAUUCUCUCCUGAGAAGAACAGGGAUGUCAAGUUGUUUGCACGAUGAUCAAAACGUGAGACGUUUGUCAAAAUGUAAAUGUUACAUUUGGUUUACGAGGGACAAGUUAAAAAGUUAUUUGAUGUAUUUUGCCUUUAAGAUGUUCAAGUUGUUGUAAUUAUAUUUUCAUAAUGUCGAAGCUAAUGAGAAAAACACUGGUGUGGUUACUUCAGCUGUUUUGCACCACAGUUUUUCCACACUGAGAAGAAGGACCAACUUUUUUUUUAACUUGAGAAAUCCAAAAUGUGAUUUUCACCAUUUAAAAACACGUAACAGCAGCUCGACAGGAGGAACGCACAUAUCUGACAUUAAGAUAUCCCUCUUAACGGCAGCAAAUCAGUAAAUUGAUUAUUAACAUCACAAAAGUCUCAAUAUUCACCGGAUGAUGUUUUUACUGCAUUGUGAGUUUUUGAAGAAAAUAGUUUUAAGAUAUCUGGAUACCAAAAGUUAUUGUUGUGUGCCUGAGUCAAUGUUGUUCUGAUGACUUUCAGCCAGCCUUGGACUGAGCCGGACCAUUUACUCACAGCCCCUCGGCUGUCAUAUCAGACACGGUGGACGGUCGUGUCCUACCACAGACUAAACGUGAAGCAAACUGCACGACCGUGUGCACAAAGAGGCGAAAUCUAGACAAACACGUGUUGAACAAGUUAAAUCGACACAAUCUGCCCGAAAGCAGCUUAGACAAAGUUAGUGGCGAACCUGUGAAGACUGUCAAAACCUCGAGCAGCUGAAGUGCAACACAAGCAGAGUGAACACUGGAACAUGUGCAUGUGAUGCACACACAACCAAUACACAGACUUCAACUAUUCGACUUUGUUUUUGGAGUCAAUCUGCCCCUUAAAGUAGCUCAAUGUAGCACAAAUGAAGAACAAUUCUGAUGUUUCUUUCAUCUUAUAAUUUUACAUCAAUGCUUAUUCACUGAAAUGCCUGAAAUCAACAACUCACUAUUACAAAUAGUAAACAAGAUUUCUUUGUGCUCUUUUUCGUUUUGUUUCGUGAAAUUUACUUGAAGUAGUUUCGACUCAAACUGGUGACAUGAAUACAACGCCGUGUGAAUAAAAUAUACAUACGAUCUCUUUUUAUGUUGAUACGACACAGAACAGUAAGUGACUGUAGUUUUGUGCGUUUCACACUCAGGAAUGUUUAAAGUGAGGUACAAACGAGCGUGUUGCUCAGAAAUGUCGGAUCCCUGAUGACGACGUUGACCCCCCGACCCUCGUGGAUUUUAUUCCAUAUUUUUAUUUUAUGUCCUCUUUUGACUCACUUCCUCUUUCUUUGCUCAAACAUUCAGUUUGUCCUGUUUUCCCAUGAUGGAGAACUACUGAUUGUACAUUUGCUGUGGUCACUGCUGUUUGUUGUAAGGGCUGAAAUCGGCUGUUAGUUACUGUAGAAACUACAGUCUGUUAUUGAAAUACUGAGAAUGUUACAGACAAACCUGUGUAGAAACUGGACUAAAUGUCUCCUGACACUGUUUAUUCUGGUAAAUAUGAAUGUUUGUAUUUUAUAUUUGCAAACUUGAGCUGAAAUAAAUUACAAUAAGA
This is a messenger RNA of Chelmon rostratus (copperband butterflyfish), 3855 nucleotides long. It is a transcript of the gene klc3, whose product is annotated as kinesin light chain 3. Gene Ontology annotation, molecular function: kinesin binding. The record is from RefSeq and is a predicted model, not a curated record. The transcript has 14 exons. Gene Ontology annotation, cellular component: cytoplasm; membrane-bounded organelle; kinesin complex. Bases 239 to 1783 code for a protein of 514 amino acids. NCBI's taxonomy places the organism in Eukaryota, Metazoa, Chordata, Actinopteri, Chaetodontiformes, Chaetodontidae. Gene Ontology annotation, biological process: axo-dendritic transport.